UGCAAAAGGAAGAUGCAGACACAAGAGAAAGAGAGCUGGAAAUGCUACUUAAGAGGAUUUGUGAAAUAAAAAAAGACAAAGCAGAACUUCAGUUAUUGAUUGAUGAGCAGGAGAAAGAAGCUGCCUCUUUGAAGAGGCAAGUGGCAGAAGCUAACAGGUUGAGAAAUGAAAAUGAAGAUUUGCUGAGUCAAGUGCAGGAGCUGAAGUGUUUUCUGGAUGAAGCCAAAGCAUUGGCAACCUCUGGGCCAUGUAAUUGCAAGAUAACAGGCACCAAGGUUAAAUUAAAAACAGCCAAGAAACAGAGCUCUUUGGGGCAUCAUGGAGCUUUUCGCAAACAGUCCAUCAAGGUUAUGAGUAAUGUAUUUGAGAACUUCAGUAAGGACGGCUGGGAGGAUGUGAGUGAAAGCAGUGACUCUGAAAUACCAACUUCUGAAAGUUUGGAAACGGUGAUUACGAAGACAGUGCAAAACAUUGAUCCACUGCCAGACAGAAGUAAACAACAGGGAAAAAAGCAAAUACAAGAUAGUCAAAAGCCCUGCAACAUUGUUCAUUUAGAAGGCAAAACCCAGCAGUAUAAUAAAAAG
Molecule: messenger RNA, 584 nt
Organism: Pelecanus crispus (Dalmatian pelican)
Lineage: Eukaryota; Metazoa; Chordata; Aves; Pelecaniformes; Pelecanidae
Source: RefSeq, a predicted model, not a curated record